This is a messenger RNA of Guillardia theta CCMP2712, 387 nucleotides long. RefSeq lists its product as hypothetical. Lineage: Eukaryota; Cryptophyceae; Pyrenomonadales; Geminigeraceae. Bases 4 to 276 code for a protein of 90 amino acids. The record is from RefSeq and is a predicted model, not a curated record. The transcript is spliced from 4 exons.
AGAAUGUUGAGCUUCUUGCCGAUUUAUUCUCUUGGGUUGAGCACCUUUGCCGGGUACAACACGAAGGAGAACUCUCCCAUGACCCCUGGCAUGGGAUUGAACCGGGACAAAAACGGAUAUUACUAUCCUGAAUUUCAGCGUGUCAAACAGGGUGAUUGGCGCUUUCAGAAUUAUGACAUGGACACCAGCUAUUUGAUCCCUGAGGUGAAUGCCUAUGAGUCUGAUGGCGCAUUCUCGGGCCCUGGUGCUAACCUGGACAUUGCUAUGAUUGCAUAAUCUACUUGAAGGCCGUGUACAAGGAUCUGAAGAAUUUUAAUUUUUAGUAUGUUGAAGUAUCUUCCUGGGCAGGUUUCAUCUGUGAGUAGAUCAAAAUGAAAUUGUCACUUG